Molecule: messenger RNA, 1293 nt
Organism: Arctia plantaginis
Lineage: Eukaryota; Metazoa; Arthropoda; Insecta; Lepidoptera; Erebidae
Source: the annotation of a GenBank genome assembly
AUGAGUGCGUCCGCUAUCGUUCAGUUAGUGCCUGAUGGGGUCCGUGGUAUGAAAGUGUUGGACCGUGAGAAAUUCUUGCGCAAUUUGAGUGUUCCUGUAUUAAAGGUCAAAGAAGAAAAUUUGUCAAAGAUUACUAGUAUUUGUAAGGGCUACUUUCUCAAACUUGAAGUAUUUAAACCGGUGCAAAGUAUAGAAGAUGAUGAAACCGGCAUUUACAAGAAAUACAUUCAUUUAAACCCUGAAAAGGUGACUCAGUUUGCUGACAUAGCUGAGGGUGACCGCAGAGCUCUGUGUCAACUUGAUGUGACAGAAAAAAAUUUUGAUAACAGAAAAAUACAACUAACUUAUGACAACUACAAGGUUGAAGCAAUAUUUAAAGCUGUUUUACCUGAAGAUGAAAUUUCUGUCAGUGGUUUUUCUCAGAUUGGACACAUAAUACACUUAAAUUUAAAGGAUCAUUUACUUGAAUACCGCUUUAUUAUUGGAGAAGUACUUCUGGACAAGAUUAAGACAUGCAGAACUGUAGUCAACAAGAACAAUAUCAUUGAUAACACAUUUAGAAAUUUUAGUAUGGAAGUAAUUGCAGGCGAAGAAGACUUCUUUGUGACUGUGAAAGAAAACCGUUGCAUUUUCCAAUUUGAUUUCUCUAAAGUGUACUGGAAUCCUCGUCUUGGUAAGGAACAUGAAAGAAUAUUAAGCUUCUUAAAGCCAGAUGAUGUGUUAUUUGAUGUUUUCUGUGGUGUUGGCCCUUUCGCAGUUCCUGCCGCAAAACGGAAAACCAAAGUUUUUGCCAAUGAUUUGAACCCAGACUCCUAUAAAUGGUUGAAUCACAAUGCAAAAUAUAAUAAACUUAAUGUAUCUUUUUUUAAGUCUUAUAAUCAAGAUGGCAAGGAUUUUAUUUGCACUGUUUUUAAAGAUUAUUUAAUUGAUUUAUGUAAAGGAAAUGAAAAUUUACAAGGUAAGAUUCAUAUUACAAUGAAUCUACCUGUGAUGGCUGUGGAAUUCUUGAAAUACUUCAAUGGCUUAUUGAAAGAUGAGUGCUUAGCAGAAAAAUUCAAUCAUGAAAUACUUGUUUAUGUUUACUGUUUUGUAAAUGGUACCAAUCCAGUUGACAUUGCAAAGAAAAAGGUAAAUGAAAAUAUUGGAUGUGACAUUUCAAAUGAUAUUGUAGAUAUUUUUGAUGUUAGAAAUGUGUCCCCAAAAAAAGAAAUGAUGAGAAUUACAUUCAGAUUAACAAAAGAGGUUUUGUUCAGUGUUAAUGAAGAACCUCCUUGUAAAAAGGUUUGUGUGUGA